Messenger RNA from Symphalangus syndactylus (siamang), 1081 nucleotides. It is a transcript of the gene FSTL3, whose product is annotated as follistatin like 3. Gene Ontology annotation, biological process: multicellular organism development; regulation of BMP signaling pathway; cell differentiation. Lineage: Eukaryota; Metazoa; Chordata; Mammalia; Primates; Hylobatidae. The record is from RefSeq and is a predicted model, not a curated record. Gene Ontology annotation, molecular function: protein binding; activin binding. Gene Ontology annotation, cellular component: extracellular region.
CGCUGCCGUCUCUGCGUUCACCAUGCGUCCCGGGGCGCCAGGGCCACUCUGGCCUCUGCCCUGGGGGGCCCUGGCUUGGGCCGUGGGCUUCGUGGGCUCCAUGGGCUCGGGGGACCCCGCGCCCGGUGGCGUUUGCUGGCUCCAGCAGGGCGAGGACGCCACCUGCAGCCUGGUGCUCCAGACUGAUGUCACCCGGGCCGAGUGCUGUGCCUCCGGCAACAUUGACACCGCCUGGUCCAACCUCACCCACCGGGGGAACAAGAUCAACCUCCUCGGCUUCUUGGGCCUUGUCCACUGCCUUCCCUGCAAAGAUUCGUGCGACGGCGUGGAGUGCGGCCCGGGCAAGGCGUGUCUCAUGCUGGGGGGCCGCCCGCGCUGCGAGUGCGUGCCCGACUGCUCGGGGCUCCCGGCGCGGCUGCAGGUCUGCGGCUCAGACGGCGCCACCUACCGCGACGAGUGCGAGCUGCGCGCCGCGCGCUGCCGCGGCCACCCGGACCUGAGCGUCAUGUACAGGGGCCAAUGCCGCAAGUCCUGUGAGCACGUGGUGUGCCCGCGGCCACAGUCGUGCGUCGUGGACCAGACGGGCAGCGCCCACUGCGUGAUGUGUCGGGCGGCGCCCUGCCCUGUGCCCUCCAGCCCCGGCCAGGAGCUUUGCGGCAACAACAACGUCACCUACAUCUCCUCGUGCCACAUGCGCCGGGCCACCUGCUUCCUGGGCCGCUCCAUCGGCGUGCGCCACGCGGGCAGCUGCGCAGGCACCCUUGCAGACACCCCUGAGGAGCUGCCAGAUGGUGAGUCGGCAGAAGAGGAGGAGAACUUCGUGUGAGCCUGCAGGACAGGCCUGGGCCUGGUGCCCGAGGCCCCCCACCACCCCCUAUUAUUUAUUGCCACAGCAGAGUCUAAUUUAUAUCCCACGGACACUCCCUAGAGCCUGGAUUCGGACCACUUGGGGAUCCCAGAACCUCCCUGACGAUAUCCUGGAAGGACUGAGGAACUCCACACUUCCACUCCUUUGGGGAUAAACCUAUUAAUUAUUGCUUCUAUAAAGAGGGCUGGGCAUUCCCUGCUGGUAAUUCCUGAA